AGAGAUCUGAACCACACAACUGACUUGGCACGAAAUCAAUCCUGAUAUUCGUGACUUGAGUCCUGUGAGGUCAGAUCGACCAGGAUACACAAAAAUAAUUAUUUUUGUUGAGACACCCUCAGCAAAUCCUACACAAAACGCAACCGCAAACAUCACAAUCACCACUACGUCACGUCCGUAUCACGACCGUGUCACUACCGCGCAAAUGGCUGAACCCCGUCCAGCUUCACCUACAAUCACUGCCGAUGAUGUGGGCGGCAAACUCGAAGCACACGCCAACAACGCACAGAUUGUCAAGCAUGUCAACAAUGUGACUGCUAGCAUUGCUGACCAUCUUACCAAGCAAGCCCAAAGCAUCCAUUCGCUAGAUCAAAAGCUGGAAAGCAAGUUCAACGAUGUCAAUAAGCAGCUUUCCGAGCUUAUGGCAGCUAUUCGAGCGAAUAACAGCGUCCCUAACUCACACACAACCACCGCUGACGAUGAAGCUACUAUUGAUGAGACCACUGCUGAGACUCCUCACAAUGCUGACGUUACCGCUCGACAGAACGGUAUUCGAGACGCAGCCCGAUUGGCCAAGUCGGGAAUCCGACCAGAUGGCACCGUCGACGCAGCCUGGAAGCCUGAUAGACAGAGGCCUAGCUUAAAGCCUCUCCAUGAAGGGCCGCGGUACUCUGAUGCCGAACGGAAUCUCGACGGUACGAUCAACCUUACGCGAGCCUCUAACACUAUGGCCUAUACAGACGAUGAGAAGCGCGUUCAAGACGCCUGGCCUGACAUUAUGCUUCAAGCUGAAGCUGAAGGACUUGGCGAGUGUCAAGAGAAGAACAAAGUUGUCCUGCCGGUACAUCUCAAACUUGUCCGAGCCGACGAGAAGGUAUUCGACAAGCUUAGCGAGAUUCAGCUACUGCUACGUCAAGCACUCGUGCCCUAUCGAUUAUGGGGUAUUCGCGUUGCCCUCGAACUCAAUGGCGAUUUCCAGCAAGUAGCUGCUUGGGCAAAAUCGUGGCGACCGUCGUGGGUCCUGUUUAUCGAAGCGAUCAUACAGGUAUUGAACAAGCACCACGUCUUGUACAACUCGAUUACGAGCUUCACGUCUAUGUUACCACGUCAGGACGAAGCUAUGCUCAACUUCCUUUGGAGAGUCCGCGACGCAUUCUAUCGAAUGCCUUCUAGCCAGCAAUCGUCGUACCCUAUCCGCGGUGUACUGACUGAUAAGCUGAAGACAGUCACUCCAAGCGUGUGGAAAGACCUCCAUAAGCAUACGAAUCUGAUAAAUACUGCCGAAAUCAUCGAAGAAGCUAUCUAUUAUGCUGAGUUGAUUACUCGCACUAAGAUUGAAGACAAGGUCUUCAGUACGCCAGCAACUACUAUCCAGCUUGAAGGCACUUCAGCUCCUUACUUCAACCUGAACAUAUCUGAAGCAACUACCUCUAAGCCUGGCAUUGCACAAUUGCAACCAGCUAACGCUGUUACCGGUACCCAAACUACACUCACAGGUUCCGCUAUUUCUGAUCCCCGCAUCGAUGAUCGCACUGUUCAUCUAAGCACAGAGAGUUGCUGUGCUACGCAUGAAUCACAAAACAAGUGUUUUAACUGCGGCAAAGUUGGCCAUUGGGCUAAGGACUGCAGAUCCAAGGUCAGCUGGCCAGGAAAUGAUAAAUCCCCCGGUCAGAAUGUCACAAUCAAAGGCAUGAUGUAUAAGGAAACUGACAAAUUCGGCAAUAAAGUCCGAAGAACGUUUGACAAGUGGAAGUCUAGCAAGAACGACAAGAAAGUAUAUUUUGUAGAGCCCGAGACCGGCGAUGAAGACGAUAGAAGCCCAGCAGAACGUCUCGAAGACGACGAUAUUGACGAAGAGCUUGCUGCAAUCUUUGCAACUAUCUAUGACGAAGACUAG
Pseudomassariella vexata is the source of this 1897-nucleotide messenger RNA. RefSeq lists its product as uncharacterized. Gene Ontology annotation, molecular function: zinc ion binding; nucleic acid binding. Lineage: Eukaryota; Fungi; Ascomycota; Sordariomycetes; Amphisphaeriales; Pseudomassariaceae. Bases 206 to 1897 code for a protein of 563 amino acids. The record is from RefSeq and is a predicted model, not a curated record. The transcript has a single exon.